GUGUGUGACUGACUGAAAACGAUCAUAUUUCGUCGUUCACAUGUGCGCGAUUAUUCUGCCAGGCAGCGCGAUGCGACGCUGAGCUUAAGCCAAUAUUUCAGAGGGAAUACAAUUUGAUGACACGAGUAGUGCAAUCCAGUAGGAAAGAAGUUCUGUUGGCGAGAAGACGCCACAAAUAGCAAAAGGCGGUGUUUUAUUUGACUUUUUAUUUAACAGCGCGAGAUUUUAACAAAAGUGAAAUGGCGAGAAUGUUGUUCAUAUUGUGCGGGGCUUUGCUUUUGAAUUUCGCCUUGACGCAAGAUUUCGAACCAGAUCCAUUGGAGCCGGAGAUAAUAGAAACGACUACGUUAAAGGCAAACACUGAGCCACCCACAACAACUAGUGUGCCCAUCACAGAUGCGCCAACAACAACAACAAUAAUAACAACAACAAAAGAAACACCCAUCUACACUACGCCCCCGAUAACAACGGAUGGUUUUCCCACUACCACCAUUACUGUAACAGAGGAGACCAUAACGCCAAUAACAACAACAGCAGCAAGCCCUCCGCCUACCACGCCAAAAGAAGAGCCAAUACCAACGCCUGUAACGAAUAUUGAUUACACAACAACCACUACCACCACAACCACCACUGCUAAACCGUUGCCCUUUAUUCCAACAACUGCUAAACCUUUCCCCUUUAUUCCAUCGACCACUACCAGCAUAACACCAGUGAUCACGACCAGACAGACAGGUUAUCCGCCAUAUCGUCCAGUAAAACCAUGGAAUCCAUAUACACCACCCACUCAACCGCCAAAACCCACCUAUCCACAAAGUCGCUGCUAUUACCGCUCGCAACGUAGUUCACCGCAUCUGCAAUGGAAAUGUGGCUGUAAGUAG
Molecule: messenger RNA, 878 nt
Organism: Bactrocera oleae (olive fruit fly)
Lineage: Eukaryota; Metazoa; Arthropoda; Insecta; Diptera; Tephritidae
Source: RefSeq, a predicted model, not a curated record